CUGCGUCCAAUAUGUAAAUGCAUCUGAUGGCUGCAGAGACCUGGUUUUUCUAGAUUGCAUCAAAGACGAGGCCUUAGUCAACCACACCAUUCACACAUCCAACGUGCUUUCCCCGGGCCUGGAACAAUGUCAACACGAGUGCUUUAUGAAUGACGCAUGCGUAUCGUACAACUUGGGUCCCACACGGGGAAUGAGUAGGACAUGUGAGCUGAGUGAUACAGAUCACGUGGGAUUUCCUGAUCACGUGGUAGGGAAGGAAGGUGCCGAAUACUGCCCUAUUAGGAGCCCGUGUUCUUCAAAGUCUUGUCCAGCCGACCUGAUAUGCAAACCCGACUUCUCAUGGGAUACUUUUCGCUGUUCUUGUUACAUAUCCAAACUUCUUGGAAUGGAAGACGGACGGAUACCAGACUCAGCUAUAACAGCAAGUAGUUCCUGGGAUCUACUAGGUCAUGGUCCACAUCAAGGCAGAUUAAACUAUAUACAGCCGCCAGAAAUAACAACCUUCAGCUCAUGGUGUUGGAGCUCUAGUCUUUUAAAGGCAGGCGAGUAUCUGCAAGUUUUUUUGGACGGGGAGUUUAAUGUCGAUGGAGUAGCAACGCAAGGAAGGCCACCUAAAACACUAGACUUGCAAUGGGUUAAGAGCUAUACCAUAAGUUAUAGCCUGAAUGGAACGGACUGGAUGGAGUACGAGGAGGAUGGAACCAGUACACCUAAGAUUUUUGAAGCUAAUUCAGAUGGGACCACAAUUGUGAAACACAAACUCACUCCUUUUAAAGCAAAGUUUGUGAGGAUUGUAGUUCAAACUUGGCAUACUCACAUUUCACUGAGAAUGGAAUUGUAUGGCUGCAAAUCUCAGUAAACCGGCCAUAAGUAACGCAAGUUUUCAAGAUCGUUCCUUUUACACAAGUAUUUAAGAGCACCCGUAUGGAUGAAUGCACGAAGCUUAGUAAACCAUUCAUAAUUUACACCACGUUUUACAAGAUAAGAUAUAUCUUUAAGGGCAUUUGAUGGGUCUCGAAUUGCCUGCUUUGUUUACUUACAAGUUUAUUCAACUCGUGGUCCCCACUAGGUUUAAAUAAACCUUCAAUAAAAUGACAGGCUUGGGCGUAAUGUUUACCAUUUCCAACCCGUGUCAUUCCAUAGCAUAUCAUUUCUUUGUUUAAUGGUUGCACAUGAGAAGACAAAUAUAUUUAUGGAUACAACUCAGACAAAGAAUCAUAUUCUCAAGAGAAUGACACAAGGUCUGAAAAACUACACAAGCUGAAGGGUUUUAUUCACGCCUUUUUUGUCGAUUUAGAUUGUUCCAUUUAUUAUUUUAAUAUUCUACAAGUGUAUAUUUUCUUUUUAACUCUGAAAUUCGUAUAAUUGUUAAUAAAAGUUACAUCAUUUCUUUAGUUAAGUGCAAGAAUGAAUUCAUAUUUUAA
Actinia tenebrosa (Australian red waratah sea anemone) is the source of this 1424-nucleotide messenger RNA. Its product is annotated as lactadherin-like. The record is from RefSeq and is a predicted model, not a curated record. NCBI's taxonomy places the organism in Eukaryota, Metazoa, Cnidaria, Anthozoa, Actiniaria, Actiniidae.